Anopheles stephensi (Asian malaria mosquito) is the source of this 2497-nucleotide messenger RNA. Its product is annotated as laccase-2-like. The coding region runs from base 182 to 2167 and encodes 661 amino acids. The transcript is spliced from 4 exons. Gene Ontology annotation, molecular function: oxidoreductase activity; copper ion binding. Gene Ontology annotation, biological process: iron ion transport. Lineage: Eukaryota; Metazoa; Arthropoda; Insecta; Diptera; Culicidae. Gene Ontology annotation, cellular component: plasma membrane. The record is from RefSeq and is a predicted model, not a curated record.
GCCUCUCGAGAAACCCGAGUGCCCACGGGGACACAUUCCGCUAUUAUAAAUAAUUUCUUCCCAUUUAGCUGACGGUCAGUGUUACGGCUACAGUUGAAUCGCGCUCACUGCACGGUGUCUGCCACAAUUCGCACCGUGAUUUUCGGAUUCGACUUUCGAUUACAGUUUAGAAUUUGGCACGAUGAUAAUACUGCCAAACUCGCGGACAUGCGUAGUGCUUAGUGUGGUGGUUCUGUGUGCGGCAAGUGCCAGUGCUCAAGGUUGGCUUAAAUCGCUGGUCCGAUCCACGAACGGCACGCUCGACGUGCGCUCAUUCCCGGGCGAACAGUGCUUACGCCAGUGCGAUGAAACGCAGCCCCGGAUUUGCUACUUUUCCUGGACGAUGGAACACUAUCACGUGAUGGGACCUGCUUGUCGCGAUUGUGCGAAGGGCAAUCAUACGGACUGUUACCAUCCUGCCUGCAUAACGGCGGACGGUGUCGAACGAGGUGUCAUGAGCCUGAACCGCCACAUACCCGGACCGGCGAUCAACGUUUGCCAUAACGAUCUGAUCGUGGUUGACGUAACGAAUGCAAUGGCUGGCACGGCGGCUGCUAUCCACUGGCAUGGUCUGCAUCAGCGUGCCACACCGCACAUGGACGGUGUUCCCUUCAUUACCCAGUGUCCGAUCGGGUUCGGGAAUACUUUCCGCUACGCUUUUCUCGCGACGGAACCCGGUACACAGUUUUACCAUUCGCACUCGGGCCAUCACAAGGUAAACGGACACUAUGGAGCGUUGAUUGUGCGUGAGCCUAAGGCAGCGGAUCCUAAUGGCCAUCUGUAUCACUACGACACACCGGCCCAUGUGAUUGUCGGUUCGGAUUGGAUGCAUAUCGAUGGGGAGAUGUUUAUGCCGGGACUGCCGUCCGCCGGUGGGAUAAUGCCCAUCAAUCUGCUCAUCAAUGGUCGCGGACAGUACUAUGAUCGUGAAAUGAACGAAACGACGAACGUGCCGCUGGAGGUGUAUACAGUGCGGCGUGGAGCACGGUUUCGUUUCCGCUUCAUCAAUGCCGCUAGUCACGUGUGUCCGCUGCAGUUGCAGAUCGAGGACCACUUUAUGGAGAUAAUUGCUAGCGAUUCCUUCCAUCUGCAGCCACGGAAGGUGGACACACUGAUCACUACGUCCGGUGAACGGUACGAUUUCGUGUUGGAAGCCAACGGACCUAAAGACACCUACUGGGUACGAUUGCGAGCUCUUGGGCCUUGUGCGGAUCUCGAGCUGGAACAGUUCGCCGUACUGCGGUACACCAAUGGACCGGUAGUGGACGAUGCCUUCCCUACCAACAAACCACCAACGUUUGAAGCUCCCUUUCCUAACGUUGCUACCGUCAACCAUCCAAAUGCGACCUGCGGACGUCCCGAGUUUGGUGACUAUUGCAUCACCGACUUCGAGGCGUACGACACGGACGAAGAUAUCAUCAACGGAACGCCCGACCAUCAGCUUACGUUCGGUUUCAUUAACAAUCUCGUAAGCUUCCGGACCAUGUUCGAGACGCAUCCUUACGAGCACUUUAUGAAUAUCCACGGUUCGAUAAUGCUGCAGGGUGCCAUCAACAACAUUAGCCUCGCGUACCCACCAUUUCCACUGCUCACCCAACCCGACCAGAUCGACGAGAGCAUGUUCUGUGAUGAGCACCAGCGUCCAGCGCGCUGUUCCGAUCGACAGCUGUGCAACUGCAUCCAUCGGGUCAAGAUCGAACUGGGUGAUCUCGUGGAGCUGUACAUCCUCGAUCUAACGCCCUCCGUUAACGAUCUGAACCAUCCGUUCCAUCUGCACGGUUACCAGAUGUUUGUGAUGGAGCUCGGCCAGGAUCGACGUGUGCCGAUCACGUUCGAGAUCGCACAGCAAAUUGCACGCCAGCGGCUGGUGCAGCGCAAUACGGUCCCACUGCCACCGCGCAAGGACACGGUCUCGAUACCGAGCCGGGGAUACGCACGCGUACGGUUCCGUGCGAACAAUCCCGGUUUCUGGCUGAUGCACUGCCACUACGAGUGGCAUACCGCCGUCGGUAUGGCGCUGGUGCUGCAGGUAGGCGAAACGGACGACAUGGUCAAGCCUCCGGCAGACUUCCCCAAGUGUAACAAUUACACACCCGCGGUCGAUGCGCUGCUACAGGAAGGUCUAUAGGUCGAAUUGGGCAUCUGCACGUAAACACGUAUUUAUUCUAGCUACUGGGCAAUAUCGCCCUUGGCUUAUCGCCCGCUUCUCAGCUGUGUUGAUCUAGGGUAAUAAAUUAUUUCAAGCAUCCUCAAGUGGUAGGGAUUCGUAACAGAGAAGAAGGAGGAAAAAAAAACACUAAACUCACCUUAAGGAAAGUAGCGCGGGGGUAUUUAUUUACUGCAGUUGCAAAGAGGUGUUGCAAAGCAGGGAACAACUAUGGAAAUAGUAGUCUAGACUAGUGUUAAGCUUGUUAUGAUAGAUCGAUAUCUCAAUAAACUAGUCACAUUUUAUCAGUAA